This is a messenger RNA of Cyprinodon tularosa, 11072 nucleotides long. RefSeq names its product solute carrier organic anion transporter family member 5A1-like. The record is from RefSeq and is a predicted model, not a curated record. Gene Ontology annotation, cellular component: membrane. Gene Ontology annotation, biological process: sodium-independent organic anion transport; transmembrane transport. Lineage: Eukaryota; Metazoa; Chordata; Actinopteri; Cyprinodontiformes; Cyprinodontidae. Bases 627 to 3299 code for a protein of 890 amino acids. The transcript is spliced from 9 exons. Gene Ontology annotation, molecular function: protein binding.
UAUCAAAACAGAGCAGCUGAAAAACACUGCGGAUUGCUGCAGUGCUGCUCCUGUUUCCUCUGAUAAAUCCUCUCCUCCUCCUCUAACUGCGGAUUUUCCCCCAUUAUUUUAAUCCUUCAUCCUGAGGGGAGGAUCUCUGCGCAUGACAGCCUGUGGGAGGACAGCUGCUGCGGACCGAGGGUUGCCCUUGACUAGGGGAGGAGCUGGAGAGGACAGCGGGGGCCCCCAUCUCGCCCAGCACUGAUGGAUGGGACAUUGUGACGGAGCUGGACCGCCGGGGGAUGCUGGCCGGGCCCCGCAGAGGGACUUCAUCUCAGCCGGCCGUGGAGCAGCAGCAAAGGGGGAUCUGCUGGGAGCCCCGGUGAGGGAAGCCUAAAUGUUCUCCACCUUAGGAUUAGAUUGUGUCAGAAGGCAAGUGUGCAUGAGCAGAUAAACAAAGCCAGCCCAGACUGAGGUGUCUGCACUGCAGAUAAGCAGAAGCUGCAUCAUUUCUUUCUGUAUUGUUGUUCUAAUGUGGGCCUCCAGUUCUUAUUGAUUGUCCAGACUGGUGAUAACCAUCAUGGCAUCAGUGACUGAACUCUGACUGUGAUCUUGCACUGUGAGGUUUUUAGGCUUUGUUAGAAAUAAUGGCUGAGCAUGAGGAGGCAGAGUUGUCGGAGUCUCUUAGGAACGAGGAUGGAUUCUCCAGUGAACCAGAAGAGCCGGGUACCAAUUUCAAAUCCAAAAGUUUGCCGGUCUUAAAUGAAGCAGCUCCCCAGGAGAAAACUUUACUGGACAGCUCCACAUGUAUGUCCAUAACAGCUGAGGAGAGCUCAGAGUUCAUCCGGCUGCCCAAAAAGAAAGAAUCUUUCCAGUCGGAGUCCCCAGUGAGAUCCGGCUACCUGACAAAGCCUGGGAAGUCAUCUCUGAACAGGCCGAGCUCCUACAUGGAAAACACGGAGAUCCGUAGGAGUAAAACCUUGGUCAGUAGGAACCCCCCGAACUUUUUCACGUCCAGACUCGCUCAGAUCCGCCUGCCGAGCAGGAAGUACCUGAGCCUCAUCCUGCAGGACUCUCGCUGCUUCCUGUUCUGCAUGUGUUACCUGACUUUCAUCCAAUCUCUCAUGGUGUCCGGCUACCUCAGCAGCGUCAUCACCACCAUAGAGAAGAGGUACAGCCUGAGGAGCUCAGAAUCAGGCCUCCUGGUCAGCUGCUUUGACAUCGGAAGCCUCCUGGUGGUGGUCUUCAUCAGCUACUUUGGUGGAAGGGGUCAGAGGCCUCGCUGGCUGGCGGUUGGUGGGAUCUUCAUCGCUGUGGGCGCCGCUCUCUUCUCCUUACCUCACUUCAUCUCCCCGGCCUACCAAAUCCAGGAACUCAACUCAUCCUCUGCUAACGAAGGCCUGUGUCUGAACAGCAACGCCAGCGGCAGGGAUCGAGUGGACAUCACUUCCUGUCCCAGGGACCAGGAUGGCAACGAACAUCGGCUGUAUGUGGCGUUGUUUGUCAUCGCACAGAUCCUGGUGGGAAUGGGCUCCACGCCCAUCUACACACUGGGACCCACAUACCUGGAUGACAACGUCAAGAAGGAGAACGCCUCGCUCUAUCUGGCCAUCAUGUAUGUAAUGGGAGCACUGGGCCCAGCAGCUGGUUACCUCCUGGGAGGAGUCCUCAUUGGUUUCUACGUCGACCCCAAGACCGUGGUCAACAUCGACCAGAGCGAUCCUCGCUUCAUCGGCAACUGGUGGAGCGGGUUCCUGCUGUGUGCAGUGGCCAUGCUGCUGGUGAUAUUCCCCAUGUUCACUUUCCCCAAGAAGCUCCCUCCUCGACACAAGAAGAAGAAAAGGAGGAAAAAGCUGAGCCUGGACGACAUGUCCAGCGACGAUGACGUGCUGAAGGAGAAGAGCAACAACAGCAAGCACCAGACGGUCACAUCGUCCAUGGGCUUCGGCAAGGACAUCCAAGACCUCCCUAAAGCUGCAGUGAGGAUCCUCAGCAAUGUCACCUUCCUCUUCGUCAGCUUGUCCUACACGGCAGAGAGCGCCAUCGUCACCGCGUUCAUCACCUUCAUCCCUAAGUUCAUAGAGUCCCAGUUCGGGAUCCCGGCCUCCAGUGCCAGCAUCUACACUGGUGUGAUCAUCGUGCCCAGUGCCGGCGUGGGCAUUGUACUUGGCGGCUACAUCAUUAAGAAGCUGAAGUUGGGGGCUCGGGAGUCGGCCAAGCUGGCGAUGAUCUGCAGCGGGGUGUCACUUCUCUGCUUCUCCACGCUCUUCAUCGUGGGCUGUGAAAGCAUCAACCUCGGAGGGAUCAACAUCCCCUACACCACCGGGCCGACUCUCACCAUGACUCAGAGGAACCUGACAGGAGGCUGUAACGUGAACUGUGGAUGUAAGAUCCACGAGUACGCUCCGGUCUGUGGCUCCGAUGGGAUCACCUACUUCAACCCCUGCCUGGCCGGCUGCAGCAGCGUGGCCAACGACAGCAACGGGAUCCGGAACUACUCAGACUGCGCCUGCGUCCAGAGCCGGCAGGUCAUAACGCCGCCGUCCAGCGGUCAGGGCAGCAACCAGCUGCAGCUCGUCAUCGUCAAAACCUACCUGAACGAGAACGGCUAUGCCGUGUCAGGGAAGUGCGAUCGCACCUGCAAUACCCUCAUCCCGUUCCUCAUCUUCCUCUUCAUUGUCACGCUCAUCACCGCCUGCGCCCAGCCCUCUGCUAUCAUCGUCACCCUCAGGUCUGUUGCAGAGCAGGAAAGGCCUUUUGCUUUAGGGAUGCAGUUUGUUCUCCUCAGAACUCUAGCUUACAUCCCAACACCAAUCUACUUUGGUGCGGUCAUUGACACCACCUGCAUGCUGUGGCAGCAGGACUGCGGCGUCCACGGCUCCUGCUGGGAAUAUGACGUCACCUCCUUGAGGUUUGUCUACUUCGGCUUGGCCGCCAGCCUCAAGUUCCUCGGCUUCCUCUUCAUUUUCCUCACCUGGUACUCCAUCAAGUACAAGGAGGAGCGGGUGGAGCGCUGGCUCAAACGGCAUCUGUCGCCCGUGGACACCGUCGGGAGUCUCGUGUGCCACCCGGGGGGCCAUAAGGGCCACGCCCGCACCCGCUCCUGUCCCGUCAACAUCCCACGCACCGACCACGCUAUGCCUCACAUUAACGGCCCUCUGCGCGCUGGCGCCCUUAACCGAGGUGUUAGUACACAGAGUUGUCCUGGCAAUGAGCUUAAAGCAAUAACUCCUCCCCCUCCUCCGGCAGGUUCGCCUGCAGCAGCCGCCUCCACUCCCGCUCCAGCUCGCUCGCUGGAACACGUUUCAGUCAGAGUUUAAAUCCUUGAAACUCAGCCCAGAACCGUUUUUUGGCCCAUGACUCCCCUGUCUUGGUCAGAACCCAUCCAGAGGCCCAGAUUUAUUCAAAUGUUGGGCAGACCAGAGAGCUCAGAGAGCUUUAUGUGAGGAAAAAAAAAAAGAGAGAGAGAGAGAGAGAAAUCUGCUUGAGAGGUUUUCUUUGUGAUGCAGCAGCUGGUGCAUUGAGCAGAGAAAAGCUCCCGUCUGGAUGGAUGGUAGUUCACUGAUCAUAAAUCCCACCCACACCCCGGCUACAUGUGCCUUCUGUCACUUCAGCCCUCACAUGUGCAGAACAACCAGAAAUCAGCCCGACAGACUAGAAGACUCUCCUGAAUGGAUACCUCAGCUUCCCCCUAACAUCUGCGUACUACUUCUUCUUCAUUUUCUGUUUUUCUGUCUUCACCGUCACGCAAGCAAUGUUUGUCCUCUUCAGAACAAAAAUUAUUUAAAAAAAAGAAACAAAAAAAAAACUCCUGGAAAUGUGAUACAGGAUGAUUUAGUGUCAGGAACUGGAAACCGAUGGCAUGGUGCUAUGUGAAAACAGUGUUUAGAGUCCAGGUUUUCUCUCUUGUAUGUUUUAACAGUCUAAAUGCAGCUUGCAGGUCAGCAGGCCGAGCAGAAGAACAGGUUUCUGUCCAGUGGAAGGCCUUUUGUUGUUCCCUCUAAGGGGAGGAACCACUAGUGGUCUGGUUUCCUCUUUGCCAGCUCUGUCCAUUGCAUCCAUACAUCUCAGCAGUGUUGCACAACCCACUAAGCUGCUCAUUCUGAGCAGAAUAGGAUCAGCAUCUGUCCUCCUGACUACAAUCCUGGAGAAAUGAGCCACCUGCAGUCUGUUGAUUGAGGAAAGGAAGAAAGCUAGAAGGACAUUACUAAGAUAUUCUAUUGAUAACAGAAACAUUUUUACUGAAAACAAGCAGCUGAGCGCCAUGAAGCGGUCCUGAUGAAGUUAUCUCCUCAUUAUCAGCAGUGAAAGGAGUACGCUGUCUAAAUAUGCAGGCUGAGAGCUUUCCUUCCCUCCAUAAUGGCAGUUACAUUUUUUUUAGUCUCUAUUGAUCUUCCUUUUGGAAAAAAUGAGAUAAAUUCUCAGUAUCACACUUUGUGAUACUGUUCACUACAGUCUCACACAGAAUGAUCUCCGCUCUUAUCAGUCAAAAGCAGCUGGAUCGAAGUAACAGAAAAAAAACCUCUCAGUCUGAAAAUCAUUUAUGAUGCUCCUAUCCUCUUAGUGCUCGCAAACAAGGUUUAUCCACACUAAGUUGCUCUGCUGCAAGUCUGAACAGGUUUGAUUUCCGCUUGAGGAAAAAUUCCUGCAGAUCUUCUCUGUCUAAGAUUUCCGCAGAAUCGCUUAGAAUGCAAUCUAAAAAGUAUGAAAUUAAAUUAAAAUGGUCAUUAUUUAGGCACAUUAGGUGAGCAACAACUUUAUUGCCCCUAGCAAGUAGCAGAGAUAGCUGUGGCGCAAUUUGGAGGUGUGUUAAAUCUCAAUUUUAAAAACUUAGCUAGAAUAUAAACCUUAGAGAAUAAUGCUUUAUCUUUUAUAGUUGAGCCUUUAUUUGUUUAAUAACCUUAAUUAGUAUAUAUUUUUUUAAUCUAGCUGAUCAAUUAGUAUUUGCUUAGCGGUUGUUUCGUUGAUAAAUAUUUAGAUGAAUAAGGCCUAUAUAGAGCACUGGAUGGGGUUACGCAAUUUUAUAUGAGUGUCCGAAUGUCGAGUGGAUGAAAAAGUAGUGAACUCAAGAUUUCCUACGAUGCGUCUUGAAAAGUAGUUUCAUCCAUGGUCACUAGAGGAGCAGAUAUAUCUCAAAAGGCUUUGCAAGAGCUCUCCUUACAAAGCAUAAUGGGAUUUAUUUUCUGGGUGAGAGAGAACAAAGAUGGUGCAGGCAAGGUGCGGGGAGACAGAGUCACGUGACCAAUAGGGAGCGAAAACUCGUGGUCAUUUCAUCUGUUAGCUGAGUGCGCUAUAAAGCCCACUAUAUAGUCUCUGCUCUAUAUAGUGAUGGAGGGGUUAGGGCGGACGUUCAGACACAGCUAUAAUCUCAUGCAGUACUUUUAGAGGUUAAAUGGUAAGAUUUUCAAAAAAGGAAAAGAUUUGUUGAAACAGUCCCGAUAUGCAGGAGUACUGUAUGCAUAGCAUACUGUUUUAUAAUCACAUUUGUGACAAUUCAAAAUAAGUGCUUCUCAAACAGGUUCGAGAAACUGCUCAAAUAAGAAGAAGCUGUUGCUUUUUUCUUGUUUUGUGUAUCAUUAGGCCCGCAAGGACAGAUGUACUACGAUUAUUCCCAGAAUAAUUUCCCAUCAGUUAUGUGAUGUAGCUGCAGCGCCAAGAUCAUUGUAGGGUAGGGCCAUACAAUGAUCUGAGGUAGGGCCAAACAUCAAACUGAAAACAGCGCCACCCAGUAUUUAUUUCAAAGAGUACUAGAAACUCUUUUGAUGCAGUAUGCUAAAAGACUAAAAUAAGGCGAGCAUUGUCAUUAACCAAUAAAACCUUAAAAACCAUUACCCACUUAAAAUAAUUGGGCCUAACACUAAAUGAUACACUAAAAUGUAAAAUUGUAAAGGGUCAUGAAUAAGACCAGAAACACAGAGGCAGAGUUUGGAGCAUCUGUGUGUAUUCUUCUUCUUCUUCCAGCUGCUGUAGUGAGCAUCCCGUACGGGAUGAUGGUUUGCCACAAACCAAUUCUCUCGACAGUGAAGUAAAACUCAGGGCAGUCCCCUGUCCACACCACACACAAGUUUGCAAACUGCAGCAGCUGGCACAUUGUGCCAGGUUAGUGAAGUGUCACUAAUGCCCAUGGGCAGAGAAACUCUUCCAAACGGUUGUGAGGAUCGUCGUAGCCUGGCUUCACCCCGUCUCUCAUGCAGCUGCAUCUGCUGCUCAGUGUUGUCUCCACUCUUCCGUGCCAUCGCCCUUUCCCAGCCUUUUAAACCAUCUCCAUGAAAUGCUGCCUUAAAUGGCCUUUCAAACUCAUUGCUUAUUGGGCAACAAUGUACCACACAUACAAAUGCUCACAGGAUUAAAAACAGGAAGUCAAAAUGCACAAGUAGUAUACUAAGAAAACACUUUGAAAAUAUCACUCUGAAAUCAAUAUACACAACAUACAAUGCAGAGGGUGCAGUGCUUAAUAGUCUUUCUGUGACUAAUCCAUCCUGUCCUGCCUACUGUGGAAUCCACAAACAAAAACAUGGUAUUACUUACUGUAACAGGAAAUUCCACAGGGAAAAACAGGAACUAUGGACAGAUGCCGGGCCUCAUUCCUGCUUCAUUUUUUAAGUGUUCUUCAUGUGAAAAAUGUCGGACGCUGCUGAUCAGUCCACAUAGAGCGUCAUCUAUUUAAGCAGAAACAAGUAAAGUGUUAAAGUUAAAUCUUUUAUCAUAAUUAAAUCUCGUUUGUAAAGGACGCCAGUCCCUCCUGGAGCUGAACCUGAUGCUACACAGAAAAUGUUCCACUUACAGCUGAUUAAAAAAAUACAUUUAAGAUAAUUAUACAACAGAGCAAUAAAAAGGUUUUGAUACAGAAAAGUGGGCUUGAUGUAACAUAUGAAUACCCACUUAAAGGUUUGUAUUGACCAUUGGUAAUUAUAAUGCUUUAAAAUGAGCCUUAUUAGAUGGGAUAGUCUGAUUUAUUGAAUUUUUCUCCUGAGGUUUUCUUAUGUGGUUUGAAAUCCUGAUGGUGGUAAGAAGUUCUAUCUAGACAUGUUUUUGUGGCGGCAGAGUUCAGAAGGAAGCUCCUAGGCAAGGAUCUGUAGAUCCCCCACCUCCUAGUGGCUGGCACUCUAUUGCCACAUUUACGCCACCCCUCUGAAACCGAUCCGUGCCGAGAUCGGACCGAGCCUGGAUCAGUUAACCGUGCUGAGCUUGGUUCCUUACGACCAUUUACGCAUCACGCUAGCACGGUUCCUUGCCUCCUAUUGGUGGUCCACGAUACUACAGCUCUCAAGGCGGGAAUAACGCAACAAAAAGGGUGGCGCUCAUAACAUUCAGGAACUUAUGUGCCUGGAUUGCGUCCUCCGCCAAAAUUUAAAUGAGAGCCUCAGUCUCUGCAUAAUCCCAGGUCGCACCACGCUCUUUUAAAGCCAUUUAUUGUGAAAAGGCUUAGAAGAAGUUCGUGUUGUGGACAGAUGAAGAGAGCUGUGAAUUACAAAGCCGGACAUGGCGGAAAACCUGUGAAAUGAGUCAGCUGACUGUAAAUAGGGGAUGAUGUGGUCUGCUCAUGCGCUCUUUGUUAUCAGAGAACCGAGCUACAACUGAGCCGUGCUGAGCCCUACUGUUUAACUAGUACUAGAUCUACCGCUGUUCAGUUGUGUCUGGCAUGGUCCAGUUCAGUUGCGUUACAUUGACACUCAACAGUUAUCUCGGCUGCCGUGCUUUGACUGUUCUUAGCGCGGUUUCAAAAGGGUAGUGUAGAUGGGGCUUAGGACAACCAAGCGGGUGAAAUAUAGUGUAAUCCUAAAUUGCUGUAGGUGAGGGUUUAGGGUUAGGGCUAUUACUGCACAAUUAAUUUCACUGUGCUGCUUGGACUCACCUGCAUCAGUAGUUUGGCAGAACAAACACAUGGCAUAGAGUUGACUUGUUGACUCCACAUCUCCCACCUCUACCCCAAGCACCAUUACCUGCAAAAAUAAGGAGCAAAAAGGGCCAGUCUUACCUCAGCCUCAUGCACCGUAACAUUCAGAAUACAAUUUAACUGUUGAAGAUUAUCUACUAAAGACCGUAACAGGAUGAAUACCUGUCUCCCAACUGCUUUAAAUUGGAAUUGAAAAUGAAACCCUUACUCUUAGUUUCUCGCUUUAUCUGGGGACGGGUCAUGGGGGCAACAGUCUCAGCAGAGACUCCCAGACUUCCCUCUCCACAGACACCUCUUCCAUCUCUGCUGGGGGAAGCCCAAGGCGCUCCCAGGCCAGCCGAGAGACAUAGUCCCUCCAGCGUGUCCUGGGUCGUCCCCUGGGCCUCCCCCCGGUAUGACGUGCCUGAAACCUCUCCUGAGGGAGGCAUCCCAGGGGCAUCCGAAAAUGAUGUCCGAGCCACCCAAGAAAUCGGGGCACGUGAUGCUCCCCGGUGUAGAAAAGCCAGGACCCCACCCUGGAGCCAGUCUGUGGUUGGGGUUGGUCGGAGAGAGCCUGGUGGUCUGGUUCUCAUGGUACACGGCCAGGCCCAGCCUGAAGUAAUGACACAAGGCCAUCCCCCAGUGGGCCCACAAACUUUAGGGGGAACCAUGAGGGACAGGUGCAGAGAGGAUUGGGCAGCAAUCAGAAUCGAAAGGCCUCGUUGAUGCGCAGGCAUCUAAACUGAAAUUAAAACUCUAUUCAUUUAUUGAGGUCAAACUAAAGGAAAUUUGUGUUGUUUUUCUUUUUUGUAAAAUAUAUAAUAUAUAUAUUAUAUAUUUUUUUCAAUUCUAGAAACUGUUGGUGCAGUCUUAACCCAUCAUUGGCCCAAGCUGAGUAAAAUUCACGUUUUAAAGUUUAGGUUUGGUGUUAAAAAGAGAAUCCAACAACUAAUGGACAUACUUUUAUAAAAUAUAAUCAGAUGAGUAUCAUUUUGAAUCCUCAAACUGAUUCACCUUAAAUAUUGGCUCCAGGUGACUUCUGUGUGGAAAUGUAAUGAUUCAAAUUAUUCUAGUUGUUUUUUGUGUGAGAUUUUACCUCAUUCAAGGAGAGAAAUUCAAAGAGGUUCUCAGAUUGACUACUUACCUUCUAUCUUUUAUUACAUUAUAUAAUUUACUUCACUGAAUUAGUUCUUGUUUCCAACAGCAGCAAACCCAGUCCUCAGAUUGAAACGUUAUCUGGGGACACCUGCUGGUCAGAAGAGAAACUGCAUGAAAAAAAACAAAACAGGACACUUACAGUUUAACAUGUGAACCUUCCUCUGCAGAUUUUCUUACACAGAAUUGAGCAAACUAUGUUAAAAUAUAAAGACUGCAGAUCAUGCUGUUACUGUUACCUUGUUUUCCCUGCUGAAAGGACAAACCAUUUAUUCAAUCCAUCAAACUGCAGAUGGUGAUAAAAAUAGGAAGCUUCUGUAAUAAUUCAGUUGUCUUGUAGAUUUAAAAUAUUUUACAUAUAAAGGACAGAAAAUUGCAGUUUAAUGCGAAUUUAGAAGCAGGGAAAUAUUUUCUGUUGCAAUUAUGUUUUUCAUCAGUUAAGAAUAAAAAUACCUUUUAAGGUGGCAGAUUUACUGGCGCAAAUUUUGGAUCAAAUAUUUAAAAAUGAAACCGUCUCCUCAUUAUAUGAUCAUAUUUAAAUAGGCUGUUUCUAUUUGCUGAUGAUUAUUAAUUAUUAUGUUUUUUUUUUAUCUCAGUAAUUUCACUUUAAGACAAUCAAAAGAUAUUUAGUAAUAUGGAGGUGUGGAAAAUUGUAAAAUAAACCUCGUGAUUUUUUUUUUUUGUACUGCAGCAAUCUGUGAAAAAAACUUAGAAAUGUUAGAGAUAAGCCUAAAGUUGUACUUAAAAAUAAAAAUCUAAAAAGAUUUCCCAUCUGACCUUGUUGAAAAGGUCCAAUCGAAUUAUUUUAAUAGAACGUUUUUCCACUAGAAUGUUUUCACAUGCUUUAAGUAAAAAUUUGGGUAAUUUGGGAAUUUAGUUUCAAAAUUAAAUUUCUAGUUUCUGUUCUAUUUAAACAAGACGGGCACUGGAUCCAUUUGAUUUCUGUUGUUUUCACCUGUUCCAUUGUUGGUUUGAACCUGAAUAUUGCAAAGUAAAUCCAUAAUAUAUCUGUGCCAUUUUAUUUCUUCUUUAGUGUUUUAAUUUAUCUAGAAUUACAUAUUACACUUAAAUUUUUUGUGCAAAAUGUUUUGUUCUCUGAGUUGUCUCCUGUUGUCUACUGUCCAAAAAAAAGUCAUGUUUCUGUGAUUAUUUUUUUUUUUUUCAUAUUUGCAGGUACAGACUUUUACCAAAAACCUGCAAACUGCCUCAAACUUCAGUAUUCUUUCUUUCUUUUUUUUAUUUACUGGUUGCGACUUUAACAAAUUCUGCAAUUGAAGUCUUGCCUGUUGUCAAGGAUUUAAAGAUACGGUCAUAUCCUGUUUUAUUGCAGGGAAAAAAGCAAAUUAAAAUUGAUGCAUAUUUCUUCACCAUUGUACAAUAAAUGUCCCUUUUUGAUGCAACAGGAGCUUUUGAGAUAAAGGUUGCAAACCUUUCCCGUUCUUUGUGAUAAAAAAAAAAAAACUAAGAGUGUUCAUCUCAUAAUGCUGUAAAAGAAGAAAAAAAUCAAACCUGAUGCCUAGUUUCAGUAUUAAACACUUUAGAAGCAGUAGAAUGAAGUAAAUGUGCAGCACGACAGUCUGUCUACAUGUGCAGGAAAUAGAAACUUUAGUCUCGUGUGUAUUUAAUCUGCUGUUUGUUCUCUGCCUCCGCCGCUCAUGUCUCACUUUUCACAAUAAAACGAUUCACAGGAUGAUGCCGCUGUUUGAUAUGUGAAAACUCAUUUCAAUAAAAAAAAACAGGCCUACAGUAAGGAUCUAUAACAAAGUGUUCUUCACCUUGAGAAACUUAAAACUCCUGCUCUGAGACGGUAAAACAUUCUGAUUUUCCCACAGUCAUUGAUCUCCACAUGGGUUCAUCUCAUUGUUCCAGUCUGAUCGAGGGCUGAAAUCACUACUCUCUUUUAUCUGUAAAAAAAAAAAAAAAUAGUUUUUUUUUUUUUUUUUUACUUGAAACGCAGCACUGGUGAGAGACAGGAUGUGGACACACCAUUCACAGCUGCCUCCAAUUCCUGAUUUCUGUUAAAUAAAAAUGUGACAAACAGAAUAAAAUAGUAUAACAUAAA